AUGCACAUAACCUUCUCCAGGGAAGAUCAUUGGGUGCACAUUCCGGACCCCAGGUCUUACCCUUUCGUGGUGUGCCCGACCAUAGAUAGAGUCCUCCUCUCCAAGCAAGGAUCCUAUCCUAUCGGGAGAGUUAUCCUGCCACUCACGUUCGGCACCUUCGACAACUACUGCACCGAGCACCUCACCUUUGAGGUAGCCAACUUCAAGAUUUCCUACCAUGCCAACCUUAGUAGGCCGAUGCUAGCGAGCUUCAUGGCGAUUCCCAACCACACCUACCUCAUCCUCAAGAUGCCAGCUCCAAACGGCAUCCUUUCCAUCUUCGGUGAUGUCAAGACAUCUUGCAAGUGCGACACGGAAGCCGUGCAACUCGCCGAGACCGUAGAGUACUCGACCAAUGCCACCAUAAUGCUCACCGAGUCCAAGAAGGUGGACCAAAACUAG
Messenger RNA from Setaria italica (foxtail millet), 441 nucleotides. RefSeq lists its product as uncharacterized. Bases 1 to 441 code for a protein of 146 amino acids. The record is from RefSeq and is a predicted model, not a curated record. The transcript is spliced from 2 exons. Lineage: Eukaryota; Viridiplantae; Streptophyta; Magnoliopsida; Poales; Poaceae.